Molecule: messenger RNA, 1537 nt
Organism: Vespa crabro (European hornet)
Lineage: Eukaryota; Metazoa; Arthropoda; Insecta; Hymenoptera; Vespidae
Product: methyltransferase-like protein 25B
Exons: 8
Coding region: 15-1520 (501 amino acids)
Source: RefSeq, a predicted model, not a curated record
UGUUAUGAUCUAUCAUGACUACAACUAAAGAUUCAAUUACAGAAUGUACCUGUAAUGUUUGUAGAAGUGUACGUCUAAGAAUAGAUAAAAUAUUUUGUGUAUUAGAUAUAUAUGGUUGGAUGUUAGACUUUUAUGUAGUGGAUUUUUAUCGAGCGAAACUAUGGGACAAAUUACCAAAAAGUUGGAAAUUUGCUUUAAAGGAUAUACCUCCAGACGAAUUUGGAUUUUGGUUAUCACGAGAACGUUCUUGCAGAAGAAUAUUACCCCUGUCGUUAUUGGCAUUACGUAAAGUUAUAGAUAAUUUACAAUUGAAUAGGAAUGAUGAGAGUUCAAGCAAUUUUUUACAAUGUGAAAAAUCGCUGACGAUAAAGAGAAAAUGUAAAAAUGUAACUUCUUUACAUUUGUUGGAUAACGAGGAACAAUUAAAAGACUUAGAUUUUGCUUCCUCGCAAUUUAUAAAAUUAUUCAGAAAACAUGUGAAAAAGAAAAAGACACAUGAAAUAGAACAGAUGGCACAGAUUUGCUCAUAUUAUGCUCAAAAGUCAGAGUGCAAAUCUGUGAUAGAUGUUGGAGCAGGACUCGGCCAUUUAGCUAGAUUAUUGACUUACCAAUAUGGAUUACAUGUAGCAUGUAUUGAACAGGAUGAAUUAUUAUCAAAAAAAGCUAGAUUAUAUGAUGAAGAAUUGUUGAUGUCUAUGCGUAAACAUGACCCUGAUUUCUCUCCUCUUAAACUGGAACAUAUAUCACUGAAAUUAGAAACUUCUAAUCAUGCAGAAAUGAAUUUUAAACAGCAUUUACAUGAAAUAUUCGCUAAUAUUUAUAAUGUUAAUACGGAAUGUCUUCAGUAUGGAAUUAUUGGACUACAUCCAUGUGGAGAUUUAGCAUCAAUUCUCUUAAAUCUAUAUUCGUUGACUAAAGAAGCAAGGUUCAUGUGUAUUGUGGGAUGUUGUUAUAUGAAAAUGACAUUAGAAUCCAAUAAUGAAAACAAACAAAAAGGAUAUCCACUUAGCUCGUAUUUGUCAUGUAAAAGUCACAAGCUUUCGUAUAAUGCUUUGGAAAUAGCUUGUCAUGCUAUAGAAAAACAUUGUGACAAAUUGAAAAACAACAAUUAUGCAGAUUUAAUAGUACAUGCUUAUAGAGCAGUUUUGGAAAAUAUACUUACAGAAAGAAAUUUGUUACCUUCCCAUAGUCAAUUAAAAAAUGUUAAAGUAACAAGAGAUAUGACUUUUAAACAAUAUUGUUUUCUUGCAACACGUCAUCUUCAAUCUGAAUUACAACCAAAGGAUAUAGAUCUUGAAGGAACAGAAAUAGAACAUUAUUUGAGUUAUUGGUUACAAAUAGUUAUAUUUUCAUCGCUUAGAAUUUUAUUAGCACCAUUGGUAGAAACAUUAGUACUUUUGGAUAGAUUUUUAUAUCUUUCAGAAAGAAACUUAAAUCCUAUAAUAAGACCAGUAUUUAAUGCAAAAUUGUCACCACGUAACUUAGUUUUAAUUUCUGUAAAAAAUCAUGAGGAAAUAUAAAUAACAUCAAUAUUUGA